Pipra filicauda (Wire-tailed manakin) is the source of this 1622-nucleotide messenger RNA. RefSeq names its product SH3 and cysteine rich domain 3 (gene STAC3). The coding region runs from base 301 to 1572 and encodes 423 amino acids. Gene Ontology annotation, cellular component: extrinsic component of cytoplasmic side of plasma membrane. Gene Ontology annotation, biological process: positive regulation of protein localization to plasma membrane; skeletal muscle contraction; positive regulation of voltage-gated calcium channel activity. Gene Ontology annotation, molecular function: protein binding. The record is from RefSeq and is a predicted model, not a curated record. NCBI's taxonomy places the organism in Eukaryota, Metazoa, Chordata, Aves, Passeriformes, Pipridae. The transcript is spliced from 11 exons.
AGCCCAAGGCCGGGUGAUGCCCGUCGGUGUCACCUGUGUGCCCGUCCCGAGGGGCCGGGAGCGGCUCCGUUUGCAGUUCGAUGGCGAGAUGGAGAUGCCCAGGCAGAGGUGGGCACGUGCAGGUAGCCCAGGGGCUGGCUCACAGCACUUGGCACCACGGCCCCGAGCCCGCGGCCGUGCCAGGCGCUGGGCUGGGCAUUGGCCUCCUCCAGCCUGGCCCUGGGGCUCUCGGGGCCAGAACCAGCCCUCGCUGGGGCAGGGGCUGCAGGACGGGCAGUGGGAGUGACCCCGGGGCUCCCCAUGGCAGAACCAGUCCCUGCCAGGACAGGGGCUGUGGGAUGGGCAGUGGGACCGGGCGCUGCAGGGGAAGGGCAGGCAGUGCCCACCCAACAAGGUUGCCCACUCUGGCCCUGCCAGGCACCUGCAGCAGGAGCAGCCCCAGCCAAUGCCUUGUCUCUCCCUUCCCCUCACAGCAUGACCGAGAAGGAAGUGCCAGAGCCAGCGGCUUCACCGGCUUCAGGUGGGAAACCCAAGAGCCGGCAGCUGCAGAAGCUGAAGCAACUUUUCCAGCGAAAGCCGAAGGAGGAGCCGGAGCCGGUGCCGGAGCCGCAGCCCAACGGGGAGCUGGUCAGCCCCUCGGGGGGCCCCAUCUACUACAUCUAUGAGGAUGAGGAAGAGGAGGAAGAGGAGGAGGAGCCCGAGCCCCCUCCUGAGCCCGAGAAACUCGUCAAUGACAAACCCCACAAGUUCAAAGAUCAUUACUUCAAAAAACCCAAGUUCUGCGAUGUUUGUGCCCGGAUGAUCGUCCUCAACAACAAAUUUGGCCUGAGGUGCAAGAACUGCAAAACCAACAUCCACCACCACUGCCAGUCCUACGUGGAGAUGCAGCGCUGCUUCGGCAAGAUCCCCCCCGGGUUCCGCCGGGCCUACAGCUCCCCCCUCUACAGCGACCAGCUCUGCGUCAAGGACCAGCUCUCGGACAACAGGAGCGACCCCGUGUUCGAGACGCUGCGGACGGGCGUCAUCAUGGCCAACAAGGAGCGCAAGAAGGGGCAGGACGACAAGAAGAACCCCUUGGCUGCGAUGAUGGACGAGGAGCCGGAGGCCACGAAGCCGGCGGGGAGCAAAGCCGAGGGCGGUGCCUCCGAAGGGGACAAGAAGGCUGAGAAGAGCCCGACAGAUGACAAGAACAAGAAGCCGCAGCCGGGGGCGUUCCUGCAGUCCCACUAUUUCGUGGCACUUUAUCGCUUCAAAGCCCUGGAGAAGGACGACCUGGACUUCCCGCCGGGGGAGAAGAUCACGGUGGUCGAUGACUCCAACGAGGAGUGGUGGCGGGGGAAGAUCGGUGAGAAAGUCGGGUUUUUCCCCCCCAACUUCAUCAUCCGGGUGCGGGCGGGCGAGCGGGUGCACAAAGUGACCCGGUCCUUCGUGGGCAACCGCGAGAUCGGGCAGAUCACGCUCAAGAAGGAUCAGAUCGUGGUGCAGAAGGGGGAGGAGGUGAACGGUUACGUCAAAGUCUUCACCGGCCGCAAAGUGGGGCUGUUCCCUGUGGACUUCCUGGAGGAGAUCUGAGGGGGCUGCGGGGGGGGAGACCCCCGGCAUGGGGACGGGGGGGCCCCCAG